Molecule: messenger RNA, 1046 nt
Organism: Psylliodes chrysocephalus
Lineage: Eukaryota; Metazoa; Arthropoda; Insecta; Coleoptera; Chrysomelidae
Source: the annotation of a GenBank genome assembly
CCCGGUUGGAAGGCCCGUUUUUAUUUUAGUGGGGGGAUAUUGGUAAUAAUAUAAAACAUCUUUGAAAGCUUGCAGAAAGGGCAUUGCUAUUUUUUCCGUAAAAAAAUGAGUUUCGUGAGUUUUUUGUGGGUUUCCAGUGCAUUUAUAUUGGCUCGAUGCGCGGGAUUGCCUAAAAAAGUUUUCUAUGCCGAUUUGGAUACUGCGCCCAGUUAUAUGUUAGAAGGAUAUUACAAAAAUCCUUCAUUUAACCAAAACUAUUAUCCAGGAUCGUUAUCAGCUGUUGUAACAAAGGAUGUCGUAGCUACGAAUUCCUUCUCUGGACGACCACAAUAUUAUCCUUUGUUCCAAGAUGACUCUAAGGAAGAUUAUACUGAAAAAUAUCCUGCAGGACAAAAUAAUAUCCCAACUAGAAAUCCAGAAUUAUCCCUGGAAGAAGAAUCCAGAGGAGAUAGCACUCAAGACAACAGAAAUGUUCCUACAUCAAACCGAAGAGGUAGGAAACCUCACAGACCUAUUCAAGAUGAAGAAGAAGAAGAAGAUUCACCUUGGCCAUUUGCAAAGAAUGGUCCUUCCUACACUUCAUUCUUUCCAAUUAACAUCAGUGGUGGAGGAGGUGGAGGUUUGAGGCAUCGCUCUAAAAACACUGAAGGGGGGCAAGAUGACGUCCCAUAUUCCCCUCCAGGUUCUGCUACGGCCAUAGCCAACGCUUUUUCAACAGGAAAAGGUGGAAUUGCUACCUCUCGUGCAACUUCAUUUGGAGACCCUUAUCUGGCAGCCAUGCUUUUAAGAAAUGGAAUGGGAAACGUUAAAGGACAUAGGGAAUAUUAAUGAAUUUAUAAUUUUUAUCUGGAAAUGCUUCCCUCGAAUGUGCGAUAUUAAAAUAUCUAUAUUAAUUUUGAGAUCUAUAUUUCCUGAUAGAAUACUUUACAUCAAAAUAUCCAUGGACUUCCAUUACGUUUGAGGUGGAAUAUUUUCACCAUCUAAAUGACACAAUUAUUUUUAAUUAAAUAUUAUUUAUUGUACACUGAAUAAAUUUUCACCGCCAA